Messenger RNA from Aethalodelphis obliquidens (Pacific white-sided dolphin), 1484 nucleotides. It is a transcript of the gene MRPS6, whose product is annotated as mitochondrial ribosomal protein S6. Gene Ontology annotation, molecular function: small ribosomal subunit rRNA binding; structural constituent of ribosome. Gene Ontology annotation, cellular component: ribosome; mitochondrial small ribosomal subunit. NCBI's taxonomy places the organism in Eukaryota, Metazoa, Chordata, Mammalia, Artiodactyla, Delphinidae. Bases 1 to 1098 code for a protein of 365 amino acids. Gene Ontology annotation, biological process: translation. The transcript has 5 exons. The record is from RefSeq and is a predicted model, not a curated record.
AUGAGCGCUUCCAAACCAGUGCCAGAUGAUGAAGAAGAAGAUGUAGAAAAGACAGUGCCAGAAAACAAAUUGACAUCAGACAAUCUGGAGGAAGAGAGCCUGCCCAAGGUCAGGCAGCCCGCGAGGGACGGGCACGAUCCGAACCCGGCGGCCCACUGCCUGCGCCUGGCGCCCACUUCGCCGCAGAAGGGGCCCCGGGAAGCCGCGCCAGCAGCCGCACUGGAACGGAGAGCUGUGGGCAAGGGCGCGAGGGGUAGCCGGCCCCCCAGCCCCUACGGAAGGCAUGGAAAGUUCCAGCUGGUUCGAGAACUGUACGUAGCAAGCGCGGCGGCAGCGGCGGCGGCAGGGUUGGAGGGGGCGUGCGGCUGGCGCUGGCGGUUCCCGGCCGAACCCACGGUGCCUCCCCCCGCGCAGCACCUGCGGGGCCAGGGUGGGGGGUCCGGCGGGGACCGCGGGCGGCGGGGAGCGCGGCUGUGGAGGGGGGCGGCGCAGCCGCCUUACAGAGGGGGCGUGGCUUGGCCUACGGGGGCGUGGCUCGCUGAGGGGGCGUGGCGCCCCGUCUGCGCAGCUGCCAGAGCCUUAAAGCCCGGGCUCGCUCGGCCGGAGUGUGCUUUCGCCGCCUUGGAGCCUUCCGGCCCAGCAUCCUGUCCGGUCCGUGCGGUCCCCGCCCUCCUGCGUCCCGGGAGCCGGCUCGGUUCGGAGCCGAGAGCUGCGUGUUCGGGCAUGCCCCGCUACGAGCUGGCUUUGAUCCUGAAAGCCAUGCAGCGGCCAGAGACCGCUGCUGCUUUGAAGCGUACACUUGAAACCCUGAUGGACAGAGGGGCUGUGGUGAGGAACUUGGAGAACCUGGGCGAGCGUGCGCUUCCUUAUAGGAUCUCCGCCCACAGUCAGCAGCACACCAGGGGAGGGUAUUUCUUGGUGGAUUUUUAUGCACCGACAACAACUGUUGAAGGCAUAAUGGAGCAUUUGUCUCGAGACAUUGAUGUGAUUAGACCAAAUAUUGUAAAACACCCUCUGACCCAGGAAGUGAAAGAGUGUGAAGGGAUCGUCCCAGUCCCACUUGAAGAAAAGCUGUAUUCCACCAAGAAGAGGAAGUGAGAAGAUUCACCAGAUUUUAGCCUUCAGUUUAAUUCUUUCACUUUUGAGCACCAUGGAUUAAUAACUGACCAGCCUGAUCUUUAUGUAAGAGGGUGCUUUCAGUGCCCUUUGAUUUUUCUAAGGUACUUUUAGUUCUUGAUCCCCUUUGCUGUGAAAAGUCGGGGAAUGGCCUCCUUAGAGCCACAUUGUAAUAUAUGGCAUCAGUGCUCCCUGCUCGAUUGCAUUUCACGAAUGUAAUUUGUCAGUGAGGACUUUGCCCUACAGCAGCACUAACACUGCUUUGAAGAGCAAAGAUUAUAAAAACCACUUUGGAUUACACGCUAGUCAUUCAGACUGUAUACCACCAUGCAAAAUAAAAAUUUAAGACCAUCGUAUUAUAUGAGUAA